Molecule: messenger RNA, 483 nt
Organism: Oikopleura dioica
Lineage: Eukaryota; Metazoa; Chordata; Appendicularia; Copelata; Oikopleuridae
Source: the annotation of a GenBank genome assembly
AUGGAUUUUGAAGAGAUACAGAAGAUACUAGGAGAAGAUGAUUAUCAGAAGUCCCUUGUAUGGUUCUUUCUAUGUUUUACUCUUGGUUUAAAUGCUGGGAAAUAUUUCGGCCGUAUGAUCCGUGCAGCUAAAGAAUUCUUCCUCGAUUGCUACGACUUUAUUCUCGACUGCAACGAUUUCGUUGGACGGAUUUUGAAAGGAUAUCGAGAGCGAUGCAACUACAUCAAGCAAAAAGAAAUAAUGCAUGAUUUGGUGGAUCGGUAUUACAGGCCUGUCAUAGAAAAGAGGCGAAGAGGGGAUGAGAUGAAAAUUCUAGCGGCACUGAUGGAAUUCCUUUCGAACGAAGCCACCAUUUGCACGAAAAAACUGCUUCAUCAACUGCGAACAGCUGCUACUGAUUUGAAAAUCAUUCACGAAGUCCUGGAGAAAAGAAAAGCAAAAAUAAAAGUGAAUGUCCAUUUUAUCGACUCUAAUCCUAGAUAG